AUGUCGUUGGCAGAUGGAGAAUACGAAAUAGAUCUAUCAGCUCUACUAGAUCUACCACCCAUAUCGGACGAUAACAACAAUGUGGCCAUACGAUAUGGGUUCAUUCCUGACUCAAUGGACCAGACCAAACCAAUAAAAUUAUAUCAAAAUAAAGAUGAAUGUAUACUUGAAACAACUGAUGGUGAUAACAAACCGAUAUUGUUUGAAGGUGUACCUCAGAGACAUAAGAGUGGUACAGCUAAUGAUUCAUACUAUUUAAGUUAUAUUCCUGAAAGGCCCAACGCUGUUGAGUUGAAGAAAUUAGGAACAACAAUUCGAUUUAACAAAUCAAGAAAUGUUAGCAAAUUAAGUACAAAGAUUAGCCAAUGGGAGAAGCAAGCUAGUUUACGAGAGAAUUCUCCUCCAAAGACAAGUCCUAGAAAAGCAACUAGUCCCAAAAAGGGAAAUGUUCUUCCUCCAAAACCAUUAACUCCUAGAACUGCAUCUAAACGUCCACCAUCUGCUUCCACUACACCUAAUAGAAAACUAGACCAUGAUAAUGACGAACCUAUAAUCAGUGAAUCUGACUUUGAUGAUUUAGAUGAGAGUGAUGGUGACGGAUUUCCAGUAAUUACUAUAGAAGAUACACAACCUGCCCAGGAAAAACAACCAGUUAAACCACCUGCACCACCCGCUCCAACAGUCCAACCAGUUGUACAAAAGAAACAGCCUGCUCCUAAAAGGGCUAUUAAGAAAGACGUAAAGAAACCACCUGAACCAAAUAAGUCAGAAGCAACUAAGGUAGAGCCAGACAAGAGUAUAGAUUUAGAUGAUGAUUUCAAAGAUUUAGAAGAUCAACUUCAAGAAGUUCUUGAACAAGAGGAACCUCAACUGGAACCUCCAAUCGAUGUUGAUUCUGAUGAAAGCGAUGUUGAUGAUUUCCACUUUACAGGCAUAAAAAUAGAUGAGGGGGCUUCUUCAACAAACAAAUUGAAUGACGUGUUUUCUAAUAGAAAAUCAGGAAUCAAACCAAUGAGUUUGCGUGAUUUGGUAGGUGGUGGAAAAGACGAUGAUUUAAGUAGUAGCGAAGAAGAGUAA
Messenger RNA from Spathaspora passalidarum NRRL Y-27907, 1077 nucleotides. RefSeq lists its product as uncharacterized. NCBI's taxonomy places the organism in Eukaryota, Fungi, Ascomycota, Pichiomycetes, Serinales, Debaryomycetaceae. The coding region runs from base 1 to 1077 and encodes 358 amino acids. The record is from RefSeq and is a predicted model, not a curated record. The transcript has a single exon.